Heterotrigona itama is the source of this 2519-nucleotide messenger RNA. NCBI's taxonomy places the organism in Eukaryota, Metazoa, Arthropoda, Insecta, Hymenoptera, Apidae. The record is from the annotation of a GenBank genome assembly.
CUUGAAUCUAUAUAUGCAUAUACGUAUAGUACGCGAAUGCCUGACGGUGCACUUUAUGUACGUUAAUAAUCACUAGUAAAAAAAAAAUAUAUAAGUUAAGUUCAUCAAGUGAUAUAAAUUUACAAAAAACAAACAUAUUUAAAUAAAAAAGAAGAAAUGCCUCAAUAUUCGAUUAAAGUAAAAUGGGGAAAAGAAUUUUUUCCUAACGUCGAAGUUAACACAGAUGAAGAACCAAUGUUGUUUAAAGCACAACUUUUUGCACUGACAGGAGUACAGCCAGAAAGGCAAAAAGUUAUGUUAAAAGGAAUGACAUUAAAAGAUGAUGAUUGGGGCAAUAUCAAAUUAAAAGAUGGUAUUACUGUUUUAAUGAUGGGUUCUAAAGAGGAAGAUGUACCAGUAGAACCAACAGAAAAGCCAUUAUUUUUAGAAGAUAUGAAUGAAUCGGCAUUAGCUACUGCUUUAGAUUUACCAGCUGGCUUGACGAAUUUAGGAAAUACUUGUUAUCUUAAUGCAACGGUACAGUGCCUAAAAACUGUUCCAGAAUUAAGAGAUGCUCUAAAGAAUUUUUCAGGAGGACUCGCAGCUCCUGGUAGCUCAUCACUUGUACCUGCACAAAGUAUAACUGCUGCAUUAAGAGAUUUAUAUGAUAGUAUGGAUAAAGGAUCAUCUUUGCCACCUGUUGUCCUUGUUCAAAUGAUGCAUUUAGCAUUUCCAAGAUUUGCUGAAAAAUCUGAGCAUGGUGGAUUUCAACAACAAGAUGCCAAUGAAUGUUGGACUGAGCUUAUUAGAAUGUUGCAACAAAAAUUACCAGCAAAGGAAAAUCCUGUUGCCUUAGAAAAUAAUGGACAAAAUUACAAGCCUCGUUCAUUAAUUGAACAAUAUUUCGGAGGAACAUUUGAUACAGAAUUAAAAUGUGUAGAAUCUGAGGAUGAACCUCCUACUAAGGGAAAAGAAGAGUUUUUACAAUUGAGUUGUUUUAUUUCAACAGAGGUUAAAUACAUGCAUUCUGGUCUUAGAAAUAAAAUGCAGGAACAAAUUACAAAAAUGUCAUCAACUCUUGGCAGAGAUGCAGUAUAUACGAAAACGUCAAAAAUUAGCAGAUUGCCAGCAUAUUUAACAAUUCAAUUUGUGCGUUUUUACUAUAAAGAAAAAGAAGCAAUUAAUGCAAAAAUUCUCAAAGACGUUAAAUUUCCUCUUGAAUUCGAUGUUUUUGAAUUAUGUAGCAGUGAACUUCAAACUAAACUAACACCAAUGCGAGAAAAAUUUAAGGAACAUGAGGAUCGUUUGGUGGAAGAAUCACGUAACAUAAAAAAUAGAAAAGAUAAAACAGAAAGUAAAAAGAAUGUCAAACAAGAACCAUUUUCAUUUCCAGAUGAUAUAGGAUCAAAUAAUAGUGGCUAUUACUCAUUACAAGCAGUUUUAACACAUAGGGGACGAUCAAGUAGUAGUGGCCAUUAUGUAGCUUGGGUUAGACAAAAAAAUGACACAUGGUUAAAAUGUGACGAUGAAACCGUUAGCGCUGUAACUAGCGAAGAUGUACUAAAACUUAGCGGUGGUGGCGAUUGGCAUUGUGCAUAUGUUCUUUUAUAUGGACCAAAAAUUUUAGAAGUACCUGAUACAGAUGACAAUGAUGAUUCAUCUGCUAAGUAAUAUUCUAUAAUCAACAAGUAAAGACUAAACCAAAUGGGACACAAUUUCCAUCUUACAUCUGUUAGACAAAUGCAUUUUUUUUUAUACAAAUGAAUGUCAGUAUAAUUUCAAUAUUAAGGUACUACAGAAUACUAUUCGUAAAAUCAAUGGCAGUUAUUUUUUAUUAAAUUAUAAAAAUAAUGCAUUAUAUAUAUCAUUUUUGCAUAAUGUAAGUGACACAAAAGCUACAUUGGUUCUGUACGCUUAUAAAUACAUGGUGAUAAUCUUUGAAUUAUACAUAAUUAUUGUAAACCAUUAAAGUGUUCUUUUAUAACAUUACAAUAAAAUUGCAAUUAAAAUUAGAAUCAUUUUUAUUAAUUUGUCAAUAUUCUAUAUAUUUACAUUAAUUUUAUUGAAAGUAUAUUAAAAAUAUCAUACGAACACAUAUAGUAUUCUGACAAUGAUAUGUAAUAUAAAUAUUAAAUUAACUAUUUCAUAUUCAAGAGAUAUUUAUAUUGUUAAUUAUCUUUAUAAUUUCAUGUCAUUUGUUACUAUUUAAUGCAAAAAAUUAAAUAUUACCAAAAUAUUAUAGAAGAAACAUGAAUAAGAUUAAAUUUUUGUCCCUUGUUCAAAUUUAUUAAGAACAAUUUCUAUUUUUUAUCACUUUCAUUAUAAUACUGGAUAUUUUAUGAAAUGUAUUACUUUUGUGACAUUGAAAAAUUUUGUUGAUUUUAUAUUUUUGUACUACACAUUAUAAAUAAUUGCAUUUUAUUUUACUAAAAUAUAUUUAUGUAUAUAUUUGGAUUAAACUGCAAUAUAAGAAGAUCUUAAAUUUAAUAAGAAGUAUUUAAAGUAAAUAUUGAUUUAUCUAUAGCUCUCUCGAGAUAUAA